AUGGCUCGAAAGAAGGUAGACCUUACAUACAUAACCAAUGACUCGAAGAGAAGAGCAACUUUAAAGAAAAGGAAAAAUGGCUUGAUCAAGAAGAUUGAUGAAAUUGGUAUUCUUUGUGGGAUUGAAGCAUGCGCUAUAAUUUAUACUCCAGAUGAUCCUCAGCUAGAGGUUUGUCCAUCUGACCAAGGAGUCCAAAAUGUGCUUUCUAGGUUUAGGCAAGUGUCUGAAUUGGAACAAAGCAAAAAAAUGUUGAGUCAAGAGAGCUUUUUGAGUGAGAAGAUAGUCAAAGCUCAGGCCCAAUUGAAGAAACUAAGUAAUGGAAUUAAGAAAAAAGAGACGACCCUUCUCAUGUUCCAAUACCUCAAUGCUGGGCACAUUUUCAACAAUGCCAACAUGAAUGAUCUAAAUAAUAUCUCACGCUUGAUUGAGCAAAACUUGGGGGAAAUAGAAAGGAAAAAUAAUAUUAGUCAAGUCCAAGAAGUGACCCCUAAUGUUAAAAAUGGAGGAGUAACUGUGACUCACAGAAAACAAACAAUUAUGAAUCAUGUCCAUGGUCUAGAGACUAAUGUGAUGCCAUGCAAAACCACAUUUAGUUUAUGGCCAUAAGUUAA
Messenger RNA from Cajanus cajan (pigeon pea), 611 nucleotides. Its product is annotated as agamous-like MADS-box protein AGL80. Gene Ontology annotation, molecular function: DNA-binding transcription factor activity, RNA polymerase II-specific; RNA polymerase II cis-regulatory region sequence-specific DNA binding; protein dimerization activity. NCBI's taxonomy places the organism in Eukaryota, Viridiplantae, Streptophyta, Magnoliopsida, Fabales, Fabaceae. The record is from RefSeq and is a predicted model, not a curated record. Gene Ontology annotation, biological process: positive regulation of transcription by RNA polymerase II.